GCUCUUAUGGCAGGUCCUCCGCCCCCCCUCCCUCUCUGUUCACAAUUACCAACCGCUCCGUCAUAUUCCUUUCCUCGCAUUCCAUUUGUGUUGCAGACUCAUGGGUUGCGCGCUACUGGUGCCGCCGCCGCUGCGAAGAAGGCGAUUGGGUUCGUGGAGGCUAUUACAUUAAUAAGAGCGGAGGAAGGUAUUAAGGGCUACUGGAAAGGAAACCUUCCACAGGUGAUUCGAAUAAUUCCGUAUAGUGCUGUGCAACUUUUUUCUUAUGAAGUCUACAAGAAACUUUUCAGAAAAAAAGAUGGUGAACUUUCUGUUGUUGGGAGACUUGCGGCAGGAGCUUGUGCUGGGAUGACCUCUACCUUUGUAACAUAUCCUCUAGAUGUCCUGCGAUUGAGGCUUGCCGUGGAACCUGGAUGCUCAACAAUGUCCCAGGUUGCACUGAAUAUGCUAAGAGAAGAAGGAAUGGCUUCUUUUUAUAAUGGUCUUGGUCCGUCCCUGCUUGGAAUAGCACCUUACAUUGCUGUGAACUUUUGCAUUUUUGACUUAGUGAAGAAAUCCCUCCCAGAGAAGUACCAAAGGAGGACAGAGUCAUCCCUAGCAACUGCCUUGAUAUCAGCAACACUUGCUACGCUUACAUGCUAUCCUCUGGAUACAGUAAGAAGACAAAUGCAAAUGAAAGGCUCGCCUUAUAACACUGUUUUCGAUGCUUUUCCAGGUAUUUUGGAACGUGAUGGUUUUAUUGGCUUUUAUAGAGGUUUUGUGCCCAAUGCACUGAAGAACCUGCCAAAUAGCAGCAUUAGACUGACUACCUUUGACACUGUGAAAAGCCUAAUAAAAGCAGGGCAAAAGGAGCUGCAAAGUAUUAUGGAGGAAAACCGAUGCAAAGUAGUUUAGCUAGUGCAAUUUUACGUCCCUUUUUCGUUUCCGAGUUGAUUUAUCAGCACAAGAUCACGAGAUGCAAUCUUGGGAGUUCACAAGGAAGUCUUCAGGGAAUGUCUACCUCCAUCGUUCCCCUCGAAGCUAUUACUGUGAGGGCGAUUGUAUUUUUGUAUAACAAUAUUGUUUUUCAUUUGGAUGUACAAUUAUUUGCACGUACAUCACCCCUUGUUUAGGAGGCCAACUUGCUACUAUAAUAACUUUAUUAUUUUUCA
This is a messenger RNA of Asparagus officinalis (garden asparagus), 1151 nucleotides long. Its product is annotated as thylakoid ADP,ATP carrier protein, chloroplastic-like. The transcript has 8 exons. Gene Ontology annotation, cellular component: thylakoid membrane. The record is from RefSeq and is a predicted model, not a curated record. Lineage: Eukaryota; Viridiplantae; Streptophyta; Magnoliopsida; Asparagales; Asparagaceae. Bases 7 to 894 code for a protein of 295 amino acids. Gene Ontology annotation, molecular function: ATP transmembrane transporter activity.